AGCUCCGCGAGUCUGAGCGGCAGAUCAUCGAUAUGGUUAAGCAAGAGAGCCUAGGAGGGCAAGCGCCGGAUACGCCGAUCGCACGGCCUGUCGCACUCCCGCUGCAGUCCAAGCUGGAUGAAGCCGUGAUCCUGGGAUGUCACAGAUUCUCGUACUCGGAAACGCAGGUCGAUGCCCAUAUUGACAAGAUGCUGGCGCUUUGGACUGGGGAUCGCGAGCCGAUUGGUGUGGACGUUGAGGACGUGAAUCGAUGUUGGAGAUGUCCUUAUGAGGAAGGCUGUGAAUGGAGGGAGAUGAAAGCGAAGGAGUUUACUUCCAAGACUGGCGUUCAUAUAUCCGGUUAGAAUUUCUCAUCAUUAUGGACGGUCUUGUUGUUCUUUAGGGAAAG
Molecule: messenger RNA, 388 nt
Organism: Dacryopinax primogenitus
Lineage: Eukaryota; Fungi; Basidiomycota; Dacrymycetes; Dacrymycetales; Dacrymycetaceae
Exons: 2
Coding region: 33-344 (103 amino acids)
Biological process (GO): interstrand cross-link repair
Cellular component (GO): nucleus; mitochondrion
Molecular function (GO): single-stranded DNA 5'-3' DNA exonuclease activity
Source: RefSeq, a predicted model, not a curated record